AUGAAGUAUACGUUGAUUGUCGCGGCUGCGUCGACGCUGUCAGGGUUAGCGAGCGCUUCAGCCCUCGCACCCGCAGAGCCCAGGAGCGAAAAGCGCGCCUCACCCCAGGCACCCAACGGCUAUGCACCCGCCGAGGUCGACUGCCCGUCGACGCGCCCCAGCAUUCGCUCUGCCGGCAGUCUAUCGCAGGCAGAAAGCCAAUGGCUGCAGACACGCCGCCCCAACACGGUCGCCCCCAUGCGCGAAUUGCUCGAGCGCGCCAACAUCACGGGCUUCGACGUGGGCGCCUACAUGGACCGCCAUGGCAGCAACACAACCGCCCUGCCCAACAUCGCCCUCUCCUUCUCGGGCGGCGGCUACCGAGCCUUGCUCAACGGUGCUGGCGCCCUCGCGGCCUUUGACAGCCGCACCACCAACGCAACCAACCCUGGCCAACUGGGCGGUCUGCUGCAGGCGGCCACCUACGUCUCUGCCCUCUCCGGCGGCGGCUGGCUGAUUGGCAGCAUCUUCGCCAACAACUUCACCUCGGUCCAGGACAUAGUCAACAACGACGACAUCUGGCAGUUCCAAAACUCCUUGUUCCAGGGCCCGCCCACGGGCGAGAUCCGGCUUCUCUCCACGGCCGACUACUUCUCCAACGUGGUCGACACAGUCAGAGACAAGGUCAACUCGCCCGCCGGCGACUUCAACUCGUCCAUCACCGACUACUACGGCCGCGCCCUGUCCUUCCAGCUCAUCAAUGCCAGCAACGGCGCGCCCGCCUACACCUACUCCUCGAUCCAGGACGACGCCGAAUUCGCCAAUGGCAACGCCCCGAUGCCCAUCCUCGUGGCCGACGAGCGCGCCCCAGGCAACAUCAUCAUCUCCCUCAACGCAACCGUGUUUGAGUUCAACCCGUUUGAAAUGGGCUCCCAUGAUCCUACGACGUACGGGUUUGCCCCGCUCAGGUACAUUGGCUCCAACUUUUCCGCCGGUGAGCUCCCCCAGAGCCAGGGCUGCGUGGCAGGCUUCGACAACCUCGGUUUCAUCAUGGGGACUAGCAGUUCGCUCUUUAACCAGGCCUUCAUCACCGCCUCCUCUUCCUCUACCUCGGGCGACUCGACUAUUCUUAACAGUGCCAUCACCUCCUUGUUGGGCGCCAUUGGCCAGGACGCCAACGACAUUGCUGAUUACACGCCCAACCCGUUUCUGGGCUACCACAACGACACGAAUCCAAGUGCGGGCAACCAGCGUCUGACUCUGGUCGAUGGUGGUUCUGAUCUUCAGAACAUUCCUCUGAAUCCCGUCAUCCAGCCCAUGCGUCAAGUCGACGUCAUCUUUGCAAUUGACUCGUCUGCCGAUACGAUAGAGGACAGCCACCCGUCCAAGAAUUGGCCCAAUGGCACUUCGCUCGUGGCAACGUACCAGCGUGCCAAUACGGACAUUAUGAACAGGACCUCGUUCCCCUAUGUACCCGGCCAGGACACAUUUGUCGCACUCGGCCUGAACAACCGCCCCGCCUUCUUUGGAUGCAACAGCAGCAAUGUGACCGAGGGCGACAACAUCCCACCGCUCAUCGUCUACUUGCCCAACUCUCCUUAUGUGUUUUGGUCCAACACGUCGACUCUUGACAAGCUAGACUACACGCUCGAAGAGCGCAGUGGGAUGAUUCGCAAUGGAUACAACGUGGCGACGCAAGGCAAUUCGACGCGCGAGGGCGCAUCCAACUGGCCGACUUGUGUCGGCUGCGCGAUUCUGUCUAGGAGUCUGGAGCGCAACGGCGAAAGCGUGCCGGAGGUGUGCCAGCAGUGCUUCAGCCAAUAUUGCUGGAAUGGGACCGUGGUGGAGACGUCGCCGCCUUAUACGCCUGAACUCGUGCUUGGGGAAGUGAAUACAGCGGCCAACAGUGGUAGCGGUACACUUGUGCCCAGAGCUUUUGGUAUGGGCCUUGCAGCGGCUGUGGCUAUGACUUUGGCAAUGUAG
Molecule: messenger RNA, 1962 nt
Organism: Plenodomus lingam JN3
Lineage: Eukaryota; Fungi; Ascomycota; Dothideomycetes; Pleosporales; Leptosphaeriaceae
Biological process (GO): glycerophospholipid catabolic process
Cellular component (GO): intracellular membrane-bounded organelle; cytosol
Molecular function (GO): A2-type glycerophospholipase activity
Source: RefSeq, a predicted model, not a curated record